Messenger RNA from Doryrhamphus excisus (bluestripe pipefish), 6361 nucleotides. It is a transcript of the gene klc3, whose product is annotated as kinesin light chain 3. Gene Ontology annotation, cellular component: cytoplasm; kinesin complex. Lineage: Eukaryota; Metazoa; Chordata; Actinopteri; Syngnathiformes; Syngnathidae. The record is from RefSeq and is a predicted model, not a curated record. Gene Ontology annotation, biological process: microtubule-based movement. Gene Ontology annotation, molecular function: kinesin binding.
GUCUGCGAUGACAGCAGGUGGAUGAUUUACACUUUUAUUGUUUUUACUUUCACAUCGCCUCCGCAUCCAGUUAACUGGUCGGAAAUAUCCCACGGUGUUUGAUAACAUCAACAGCCAUCAAAUAAUAAUCACAUUCAACACAAAAAACAUCCUCUCGAAGUUAACAAAAAAACGCAACCGGCGGAGUCUGGAUUUAGCAGGUAGCGCCUCUUUACACUGUCGCCAUGUUGUCAGCGGAGGAGAUUCUGUGCAGCACGCAGCAGGUCAUUGCUGGGCUGGAGGCGCUAAGAGGAGAGAACCGCAGCCUGCUGGAGACCCUGCAGCAGAGCCCCAUAGCGGCAGUGGUGGAGAGUGGCAGUGUGGAGCAGGAGAAGAGCGGCAUCAUCCGUCAGUCCCUGGAGAGGAUUGAGCUGGGCCUCAGCGAGGCGCAGGUGAUGAUGGCGCUGUCCGCUCAUUUGGGUUCGCUGGAGGCUGAGAAACAGAAGCUGCGAGCUCAGGUGCGUCGCCUGUGCCAGGAGAACCAGUGGCUACGGGACGAGCUUGCUGGCGCCCAGCAGCGUCUUCAGGACCGCGAGCAGGACGUGGUCACACUGGAGGAGCAGAACAGACACCUGCAAUUCAUGUCCUCCAUACGCAAAUACGACCAGGAGGAGGCGCCGCUGGAUGACAAGAACACAUCCUCUGCCAAAGAAUCUCUUGACGACCUUUUUCCUGCUGAGGACGAGGAGUCGUCACAAAUGUCAUCCGCACCUCACCACAGCAGCGCAGCCGCAGCGGCCCAGCAGGGUGGCUACGAGAUUCCCGCCCGCCUUCGGACGCUCCACAACCUUGUCAUCCAGUACGCCUCGCAGGGCCGCUACGAGGUCGCCGUCCCGCUCUGCAAACAGGCGCUGGAGGACUUGGAGAAGUCGUCCGGCCACACCCACCCUGACGUCGCCACCAUGUUGAACAUCCUGGCGCUGGUGUACAGAGACCAAAACAAAUACAAAGAAGCUGCCAACCUGCUGAACGACGCACUGGCCAUCAGGGAGAAAACACUGGGAGUGGACCACCCUGCUGUUGCAGCCACGCUGAACAACCUGGCAGUGCUUUACGGCAAGCGAGGCAAAUACACGGAGGCUGAGCCACUGUGCAAACGAGCGCUGCAGAUCAGAGAGAAGGUUCUGGGCACGGACCACCCCGACGUGGCCAAGCAGCUGAACAACUUGGCUCUGCUGUGUCAGAACCAGGGCAAGUACCAGGAAGUGGAGCAGUACUACGAGCGCGCCCUGCACAUCUAUCAGAGCAGGCUGGGUCCCGACGACGCCAACGUGGCCAAGACCAAAAACAACCUGGCUUCCUGUUACCUCAAGCAGGGAAAGUACCGCCAAGCAGAAGCGCUGUACAAGGAGAUCCUCACCAGGGCGCACGAGAAGGAGUUUGGAUCUGUGGAAGGUGACGCCCGGCCCAGCUGGUCGGGUGGAGACGACCCCCAGUCCCGUCAGGAGGGUCCCCUGAGGCGCAGUGGCUCCUUCACCAAACUGCGAGAGUCCAUACGACGAAGCAGUGAGAAGCUGGUCCGUAAGCUGAAGGGCGUCGGCGCGGAGGAUGCGGCUCCCAGGAAUGCUGGGAUGAAACGAGCCAACUCGCUCAACGUUCUCAAUGUCGGUGGAGGAGAGAGUCAAGAUGGCGGCCAGUCACGCUGCCUGAUGGACCAUCGAGGACUGAGCUCCAGCACGCAGAGCCUCAACAGGAGAGGAUCGCUUGGCACCAGCUAACGUACACACACACACACACACACAGUCUACAUUGAGGGUCCAGUUCCAUUGAGUAAAAAAAAUGUAUUUUUUUGUUUACAUACGUUUUGGUAGCGUGGAAACACAAAAAUGGGUCCCAAAGUGCACAAAACGACAAUGUCGUCUCAGAACAUUCUGGUAUUUCACAACCAAAAAAAACAAUGUAGGAUGUUUCUGGGCUGUCACAUGACUUGCGUAAUGUUUACGCAUGUGUGUGUCACAUACAUAACGGACCCGAGUAUUUCUGCAUACAUUUACAUUCCAGGUGAGGACACAAUCAUUUCUUCCCGAAUACGAGUUGAGUAUAAACUUGUAUUUCAGACAUUUUUAGGUGCACCUUCACUGAUAUUGGGACGCACCGAUGCGUCAUGACACACUUUGCCCAGCAGGGGCGCAAGGAGUUUAAAUGAUUCCUGUGAAGAGACAAACGUUUGCACAAUCAUCACACGACUAAAUGUUUGCUUUACGCCUUGCCUUUAAAAUGAUUACCAUUUUCACAUCAUCUCAUUUAAGCUUGUUUACAUAUCGACAACGGAACUUAUUUAUCCUGGAAGUUUGGACGGACGGUAGAAGCUUUUUGCACAUUUACUCUUAACGCUGCAGCGCAUGGACAAUUGGAGGCGGGAUCAAGUCAAUAUUUGGAGCUCAGCUGUUGGAAUAAUGCUUAUUUAACAUUUUGAAAGAUAUAUUUAUAUAUUAACGCUACGUAACAUUUCUACUCUACUGGAGGAUUUUAGUUUGUCAUUUGGACUUUUUGUAACUCGAGUUUGGAGAUGUUUUUACGACAUGGUUGUAGUUUGCUAAUGUUAGCCGUCUCAUUGAGAAGUUGUCAUAGAAACGAGUCUAGUCAGUACAAAAUCUUUGUUUUGGAAUAUCUUGGUGGGCAAUGGAAAUAAAUGUUUGUGUUUAUUGUGGAUGAUGAUGUACUGUUGUUACAGGCGUUGGUGGCAAACUAUGGGCUAGAAAUUCAAAUACAAGACAUGACAUAAAAUGUACAGCGGCAGUAGACAACUAAACAGUAGAGUCUGUAUGACAGACAAGGUCAUGAUGUCACUUUCAGCUCUGAUGAGCCAUCUGAGCGAUCUUCUUGAGCAUGUCCUCCGACUGCAGCUGCUCCAGUGUCAGCAGCGACAGACCCAAUUGGUCCUCCUUCACAGCAGGGGGCGACACAGGGGAGACGGGACUGUUAGCGAGGUGAUGACGGACUUUAAGAUUUGCGUUUUUGUGGAGCGGGACCUGUCUGAAGGGCUGAGCCAUCUGUCGCAGGAAGUGCUUGGACAGAUGCACCGUCUCGUCCACGGUCAGGUUGAGGCUGCCUUCGUUGAUGUGUUCCUGGAUCCAGCGAGGAAGCUUCCCGCGCUUGUCGGCUCGGGCGUAGCGCUGCAAGGAGGGAGGAAUGUGAUCACACAAAAUAUAAGGCAAAAAACGAUGAAGGCUCCUGGCAAAUAAGGGCUACACUGCCUCAUAGAGUAAAGAAAGCAUUAUGAGACAUGUUGAAUUGUCAAUAAAGUUCUUGCUGGUGCACGGCCGACAUCAAGAAGAUCAGGGAGGAGCGAGAACUAAAGACAUGUUUACCUUGUCUGCAAAAACCAUGAGCCCAUAGUCGGUCUUGCCUCGUAUGGCUCGGCCCACGCACUGAGCGGCGUGCCGCAUGGCAUCAAAGGUGAGGAAGUCGUUCUCUCGGAUCUGGAACUGGUCUCGCAGGUACUCAAGGCGGGCCUGCACAAGGCAGUUCCACGUCAUGUAGAUGGCAGAACGCACAUCAUGGGUAUGGAUGGAAAGAAGAUGGAUCUGACCUUCAGGAUGCGACUCUGCGUGUAAACGUACGGAACGCCAAACAUGAUGACAGCGCGGCCGAAGUGGUGCACUGAAGAAAGCAGAGCAGCACUUAGAAAACAUGACCUGUGUUUUUACUUGCACUUUCAUGAGCAGGUACCAAAAUCGAUGCCCUCUGACACUUUCCCUCUGGCGACGGAGAGCAGGAUGGCUCCGCGGCCGUUUUCACACGCCUAAAAGAGGCAGAGACAGACGUCACAGGUGAACAGUCUUUGCCAUUGAUGACGGCGACAUUUAUGACCUCGUGGUACUUCUCCAGCGCCAUGCUGGUCUCGGCGGCGUCCUGUGUCUCGAUGAAGAUCAGCUUGUUCUUCUGAAUGUUCUCCAAAAUGCCCUGCGAGCAAUGAGAAGUUAGCAUGACGCUAACCACGGCGCCGUCAGAGAUGGACUGAACAAACGCUGACCUGUUCAUACCAGGACGCCACAAUGUUCUCCAUGUAGAUGUAGCUGGUGAAAAACGCCACAAUGCCAUCGGGAACAAUGGCGGACAUCUCCAGAAGCAGGUUGCCGUAGUUACGAAUCACAGCUGAAAUAAAAACAGAUGUUUUUUUUUUAGGAUGUACAACACGACAAAACAACCUUUCUACUCACCAAAAUCCUCUCUGGUCUCAAACUUUGAGCUGAGAGCCACCUGGUCGUUCCCUCGUCCAACAAUCUGCGAAGAUGAGGAGACAGGAUGAGAGUAGGACGCGGCGCCGUCACCGAGGACAUGUUGAGAGCGGCGCACACACCAGCGGGCAGAGGCAGGUGCGUGCCAGUGUCAUGGUGAAAGAUGCCAUGGUGACGGGCCGGAAGUCCAGGAUGCGAGGGUAGACAUCCAGUGGGGACAGCGUCUGCCGGGACAAAACCUUGAGGUCACAUGAGGACAACACGAAAGGUCGAGGAGUAGGACGAGCAGCUUACACCCGAGGUUAUGAUGACCGACUGGAACCUCUGGAAGACUGGCUUGAUGGCGAUGGACGGGUCCAUGCAGCUGAGGGCGAAGAAGACCUCAAGUGAGAUGUUACCUCCACUAGGGUACAACAUAUGCUAAUUCCAAAAUGUUUUCAAAUUACGGCACCAUCUUCUAGGAAGCAGCAAUUAAGGGUCAAAAUGUGUGCAGAGUACAAAAAAUGUGUACAUGUUGGCAGAAGUAAUGAAUGCACCUACCUGAAGUGUAAGAUGGGGUUAGCAAUGGUUGGCGUCCUGUCUUCAAAGGGCUCGAUGAUGAUGGUGAAACCUUUAGAGCAAGAAGAUUCCGUCAUCACAGAGGCGGCUCAAGUCACGCCACGAGGACGAUGGCAAGCGCACCUUGACUGUACGUGCUGACCAGCGUGGCAAAGUUGGAGAUGAGCGUGACGGCGGAAAAGUCAGCGAUGUCGGCGAUCUCCAGGGUGCGUAACAACGACUGCAGACGCUCCGCGCAAAACCUGCACAGAAGACACGGGUCAGGGGUCCAAUGAGAGAUGGAUGGAGUGUCACAUGACAGGAGGCCACGCCUCUGAAAAGAUGGGAGACCUGAGAGGUUUACGGUCGAUGCAGACUUUGUCGAAGAUGUCUUUGAGGAACUGCGGGGUGCUCUCUUGAACGACGUGCUGCACCCUCAGACGAGACUUUAAAUAUUCCAUGAAGCGCCUCAGGAAGCCCACAAAGUGCUCUGCAGUGCGGAUGGUGCCAGGAACCGCCUCUGUCAUCGGCAGCGGUCCCAUCAGUAUGUCGGGAUAGUGACUUUUUUUUUCAUGCUCAUCAUGCGCCCUACCUUGUAGGAUCUCAUCUGGCAACACGGGAUUGGCGAGGUAGACGUCCGUUUCUCGAGCGACGUUGGCCUCCUUCAGACCCUCCACUAGUCGCCUGUACUCCUCCUUCAGUUUGGCAGCGUCUGUCUCCUUGAUCCUGUCACAUGACAGGAAGUUGAAUGAUCGGUAGAUGUUUUGUUAUAGACAAAAGUACAUUUUCUUCAUAUUUCACUUGCUGUCCUAUUCUAUGUAGUGUCAUUUAUUUUUGGAUGUCUUGAACAAAAUAACUACAAAGCAAUCUUCACUCGCUAAAUGUACUGCAAAAAAGGUCAGUAAGGAUAAUUCAUAAUACCGCCUAUAGAGAACAUACUAACUCCUUAUUUCUAAAAUCACAAAUACUUUAACUUGCUGAUAUAGUUCAUCUUCAAACAGCUAAAAUAAUGCAUACGGCUAAAAAUAACCAAUUACCUAAAAAUGUCAUCCAGUACUUCGCUACAAGAGAGGAGAAAUAUGAUCUCAGGGAAGAACUAAAUUUGAAACACUUCUAUGCUAGGACUACGUUAAAAAGCCAUAGCAUUUCAGUAUGUGGAAUCAAACUAUGGAAUGGAUUGAGUAAGACCCUCAAAAAAUGCACAACGAUGAGACAAUACAUGAAACAAUACAAGCAGUUGAUGUUUGCUAAAUACAAGGAUGAAGAGUAUAUAUAUCUAUAUAUAUCUACUAUACAUAUCACUAUAUUGACAGGUACUAUGGUACCCAUUAUGUCAUUGUAUGGUCAUAUCACCUUGUACUUCGGUACGAGGUACAUUAUUUAAAAAAAAACAACAACCUUAAACUGUAUUAUAGAAAGCAGGAAGUGAACAAAUGUAACAGUGACUGAUUGUAAAAGUACCAGAUGGAGGGGUAGGAUUUAAUAAGCUUUGCUUCUUCCUACUCCUUUUGGACAUGUGGAACUGUGAACUGAUUAUGGGACGCACUCAAUUGUAAUGUGGUGCAUGUUCAAAUGAAAUAAAACCAUUACUAUUACCAAAAUCA